Gregarina niphandrodes is the source of this 1368-nucleotide messenger RNA. RefSeq lists its product as hypothetical. The transcript has 4 exons. NCBI's taxonomy places the organism in Eukaryota, Apicomplexa, Conoidasida, Eugregarinorida, Gregarinidae. The coding region runs from base 1 to 1368 and encodes 455 amino acids. The record is from RefSeq and is a predicted model, not a curated record.
AUGGAAGUGUACUCUGAUGUAUGCAUUACGAAAUGUGGUAACUUGGACGGAGCUGGAUGCAUGAUUAGUGUGGAACCGUCUAUACACGACGACCCAGGCAUUCAGAUCCUGCUGGGGCCUCGCCAAGAUGAAUUUCGGAUGUGGGCUCUGGUCCUCGGUCGCAAGAUUCUGGCCAGGCUGGCGGGACGCAAAAUGAUUUUAAUGCUCUCUAUCAACGAAGAAACGGCAAAGGAUAUGAAGCUUCUCAAACUACUAGAAGCAGAGGUUGAGGAAAAAAUGACGGAGACGAAAGCGACCAUGCAACCUGGCAGCGAAAAUGUUACGGCCGGCCGAGUAUUCAUGGAUGCUUUGGUUCGGACUCUUGACGGACUCGGGAACCCGUUGCACAUUACGCCUGAGGACCAGGGCCGGACGGCGCUCACGGCGAUUCAAGAGCUUCCCGACGCUGGUUUUAGUGGCGCUCUGCAGUCCUUGGAGAGCGCCGUGGGUAACCUGAAUGCGCAGGUAGCAAGAGCGGAGAACAGCGUGGCGGAUUUGAGUGCAACCUUGGGCGCUCUGGGGAUUGACUGGUCACCUAGCUCGGUUUCAAGGGGAGAGGUGCGGCGGCGCAGCUUCAGCGGUCCGCAGACGUUGUCGAUGGUGCAGCGGCUAGACGUGAAGGCGCAGAGAGAGUGCGCCCGUCGGAUUGAGGAGGCAAAGGCGCUUUUGACGGAGAGCGUGAAGGAAGCCCAGGCCUGGGACGCGCGCGGCGACCGCGCAGGACGCAAGGCCACCGCGCUCUUGCGAGUCAACGACGCACACGACCAAGCGGCACUGGCCAAGAAUCUCAACACGCAUCUACGGCUCACACUGCGGCUGCGCAAGCUCGAAAAAGCCUUGGACGACGUGGACCAACUGUCGGACACCAUUCAGUCAGUUAAAAACGAUAUAGACGCCGCCUGGACCGGAAACCGCCUUGCCGAGAUCAAACAGGCGGCCCGGGCUGCCAUCCGCAAACACCACCCCCAACACGACGCGUCUGCUCAACCGCCCGAACCUGCUGCGCUGCCUCAGUCUCCGGCGCAGGUGUGGUCUCCGGCAGCGGAAUCCUGUGACUCGGACGCUCACCCCCUCUCUAUAGGCGCCCAGUCUUCGGACAAUGCGCAGUCUCCGGACAAUGCGCAAUCUCCGCCUAGCGCGCAACCCCCGUCCAAGCAACAAGACCCCAUCCACUCCUCUACCACGAGGGUCGACGUCAACGUGAGGGACGCCGGACUUGGCUCCGAAGCAACAGCUGCCGGUGGCUCAGGGGUAGUCAGUGGUCCCGAAGCGGCUGGUUCGGUGGUUGACUCGACGGCUGGCGCCGCUGCGUCACCCGCGGCGGAGUAA